UGCCUGCUCCAGUUCAGGGCUGGGCUCAGUCACCAGGCAGGCACUUGUUGUAGCAACGGUCCCUGGGGACCCAUCCUGGGGAACAAGACGGCCAGCCAGAAAGAUGGGGGAGCCAGAGUCCCCAUCCGCUCCAGCCCCCAAAGCUGCCCCAGGCCUCCCGGAUAGCCGUGAGGUGAACAACUACCGGCGGGCCAUGCAAAAGAUGGCAGAGGACAUCCUGUCGCUGCGGAAGCAGAUCAGCAUCCUGGAGGCAGAGAACCACACGCUGAGGAGCCAGCUAACCCAGGGGGAGGUGGAAGAGGAGCAGAACGACACCAACAAGAGCCAGAAUCUGGUGUCCAUGAAGCAGAAACUGCUGCUGAGUGAGCUGGACAUGAAGAAGCUGUGGGACAAAGUGCAGCAUUUGCAGAAUGAGCUGAUUCGAAAGAAUGAUCGAGAGAAGGAGCUACUCCUCCUGCACCGGGCUCAGCAGCCACAGGCCGCGCUGCUGAAGCGGUACCAGGACAAGCUGCGGAAGACGAAACUGCUGGAGGAGACUGUGCGGCACCAGGAGAAGGUGAUCGAGAAGAUGGAGCGGGUGCUGGAGGACAAGCUACGGGACAGGAAGGAGCCCCUGCUCACCAGGCUGCAGGGAAAGCCCAGCGUGGCCUUCCCUGUGCUCUCAGCCUCUGGCCUUCCCCCGGGGCCCGCAAGAGAGAACCUGCCCGUCGACCUGUACUCCGCGCUGCUGGCAGAAAACUCCAGGCUGCGGGCAGAGCUGGAUAAGAACCGCCACCAGUCGGCCCCCAUCAUCCUGCAGCAGCAGGCCCUGCCGGUGGACCCCGGGGAGUUGGGAGCAGGAGGAGACCUGGCAGAGAGACUGCAGGAGACAGAUGGCCCAGGCCACUCCAAGGGCACAGAGACCCUGCCCGUACAGGAUCUCCUUGGCAAUACUUCAGACAAGUUCAACCUUCUGGCCAAGCUGGAACGAGCUCAGAGCCGGAUCCUAUCCCUGGAAAGCCAGUUAGAGGACUCGGCUCGACGCUGGGGACGAGAGAAGCAGGACUUGGCCACAAGGCUGCAGGAGCAAGAGUACGGCUUGGGGCCACCCUCGAACUCCAUCAUCACUGACCUGCCUGUGAGUGAGCCCUCUGGACAAGCUCCUUGGGGAUCAGGCAGUGGGGCUGGCAGCCACUCCCCGCCCCAAUCCCGAGUCACCCGGCCUUGAGAAGAACUACGCAGGGGGACCAGCCACCCACUGGAAGUCUCAGUUUCUGCUGUUACCACCAGAAGCCCUCACCUGGUCUCGAUGUCCCACCUGCCUAAGGCAUCGCUGAGAUGCCCCACGGGUGGUGCACUACUCGGCCCUCUCCAAGGACAGCAGGCGACCCUCAAAGCUGGACCCCUUGGCGCCCAGCUCAGAGACCAAGCUCAACAAGCCUUCGAACUCCCAGAAGA
Molecule: messenger RNA, 1437 nt
Organism: Leopardus geoffroyi (Geoffroy's cat)
Lineage: Eukaryota; Metazoa; Chordata; Mammalia; Carnivora; Felidae
Gene: CCDC33
Product: coiled-coil domain containing 33
Exons: 10
Coding region: 104-1207 (367 amino acids)
Cellular component (GO): peroxisome
Source: RefSeq, a predicted model, not a curated record